UGGGUGGGAUGAAUUGCAGUGUUGUUAUUUCUACAGUGUAAUCAUGUGUGAGCGGAGCUUGAAGCGACAGCAACAGCGCAACGGGGUCAGGAAAUGGUGAGAUGUUGCAGGACUUUACACAGGCCGUCUUCUUGCUACAAUCUCCACAGAGUCAGGGUUGAUGCGCGGCGCCUCCGACCAUUUGGGUCCUCCUUAACAGGAGCAGCUGGGGGGUCUGCGGUUGAACUUAAAAACGACAGAGCCGUUGAGAUCAACCGUCAGAGCCGAUUCAGGUUGCAGUUCCCGCAGUGGGGUUUGCGGCGGCGACUUGGCCAGCUGAGCUGUAUGUCCCGGCCCACUGCUCGGCUGCGCUCAUGGCCACUGUCCUUUCUUCACUACAUACUACCAUAUGCUGUACUCCAGUCCCUUGCCAGGGUCGGGUGGCGUCCUACCAGCAGAGUUACCAUAUACAAGUCCAUACCCACAAGGCUGCUUUCCAGAGCUUGGGGUCGGCUGAACCAGGUUGACCUACCUGUGUGGUUGCGGAAGCCUGUUUACAGUCUAUACAUAUGGACAUUUGGGGUGAACAUGAAGGAGGCAGCUGUAGAGGACUUGCAACACUACAAGAAUUUGGGCGAGUUCUUCAGACGCAAGCUUAAGCCACAGUCCAGGCCUGUAUGUGAUUCACAAGGUGUGAUUAGUCCAGCUGAUGGAAAGAUUCUUCAUUUUGGUCGUGUAAAGAACUGUGAGGUGGAGCAGGUGAAGGGGGUCACCUACUCUCUGGAGACUUUUCUUGGUCCAUGCACAUGGGCUGAGAGGUUAGCUGUCAACACUAAUGAGGGUGACCACAGCAACUUCCAAAACCUGUUAGUGACAAAAGAGGGUAAUGAGUUGUUCCACUGUGUGGUGUAUCUGGCCCCAGGAGAUUACCACUGCUUUCACUCACCCACUGAUUGGAAAGUUGUACACAGACGCCACUUUCCUGGUUCUUUAAUGUCAGUGAACCCAGGGGUAGCACGAUGGAUUAAAGAGCUCUUUUGUCAUAAUGAAAGAGUGGUGUUGAAUGGGGAGUGGAGACAUGGUUUUUUUUCACUGACUGCUGUUGGAGCCACCAAUGUUGGGUCGAUCCGAAUUUACUUUGACAAGGAGUUGCACACAAACAGCCCUCGUUACCGUAAAGGUUCAUUUAAUGACUUCAGCUAUGUGUCCAAAAACAACCACGAGGGCGUGUGUCUGCGUAAAGGUGAGCACUUGGGCGAGUUCAACCUGGGUUCCACUAUUGUGUUGCUGUUUGAAGCACCACAUGACUUUACCUUCAACCUCAAAGCUGGACAGAAGAUCCGCUUUGGAGAACCUCUUGGGACUAUGGAGACAUGAUAGUGGAUUUUGUCUGUAGUUGCAUUAAGCAGACGUACUUUCAAAAAGGGUCUCACAAACUAACACACAAUGGACACCAAGGAGCUCACUGGAUUACACAGAGCUCUGUUUAUUUUUACACACAUUGUUGAGUCCUCCCAAUUGCUUAGGAGAGGUUUUUAACAAUGUUGUUUUUAUUAUUUGUUCUCUGUUAAAAGACUAAACCUAAACCAACAAAUGUCGGUUUUAGUUAUAUUUUGCAAACUGUUUUUUUGCUUAUACUGCCUUUGAUCAGAUUCAUCAGAAUGAUAUUUGUAAUUUGUACUCAGACCAACAGCUUCAGUUGUACACAACCUGUUCCAAACUUUGUCUUGAUAAUUUAUCCUGUUCUUUAUUUUACAAAAAAUCUGUCCAACUUGUAAUAAAAACAAAUUCUCAUUUAAA
Messenger RNA from Trichomycterus rosablanca, 1779 nucleotides. RefSeq names its product phosphatidylserine decarboxylase (gene pisd). Gene Ontology annotation, molecular function: phosphatidylserine decarboxylase activity. Gene Ontology annotation, biological process: phosphatidylethanolamine biosynthetic process. Bases 94 to 1356 code for a protein of 420 amino acids. The record is from RefSeq and is a predicted model, not a curated record. NCBI's taxonomy places the organism in Eukaryota, Metazoa, Chordata, Actinopteri, Siluriformes, Trichomycteridae. The transcript has 7 exons. Gene Ontology annotation, cellular component: mitochondrion.